GAGCGCGGCCAGGCCCUGCUCGGGCAGGCGAAGACGUACGCGGAUGAUCUGCGCAGCGACCCCCAGCGGUUGCUGUACGCGUGCAUCGUCAUGGACAUGAUCGGUUUCUCCAGCUACCUGGUGCUUUUCUUGGGCGAGCUGGUCGACAUCUACUGGGCGCCGAUCUUCUUCCUGUUCAUGCAGUACAUGUUCGGCAGCAUGCUCAUGAGCUCCGUCGGCUGCCUGGAGGAGCUGCUCCCCUUCACGGACAUCGUGCCGACCGCCACCAUCGCCUGGUGCAUCUUCUUCCUCCCCCCCCCCGUCGUUCGCUGCUAG
This is a messenger RNA of Prorocentrum cordatum, 315 nucleotides long. Lineage: Eukaryota; Dinophyceae; Prorocentrales; Prorocentraceae. The record is from the annotation of a GenBank genome assembly.